AUGAAAAUGGCGAGUUCCCCUGGCUCCUCACUGUCCGGCUGCUUCAUCACCCUGGCCUGUCUGCAAAUGCUGGUGCAAGGAUCAGGGGACGCCAGCAAGUUCCACCUUGCCCCCCUAGGGGGCACAGCCGAGCUGCUCUGCCCGCUCUCUCUCUGGCCAGCUCUGGAGCCCACUGAGGUGAGAUGGCAGCGAUCUCCACCCCCCCAGCUCUCCCAGGCUGUCCACGUCUUCCGGAAUGGGAGAGACUGGGAUGAAAGUCUACUGCCCGAAUAUAAGGGGAGGACCGAGCUGGUGAGAGAUGCCCGCGAGGGAAGUAUCACUUUGAAGAUCCGAGACGUCCGGCUGGAAGACCGAGGCCAAUACUACUGUCAGGUCCAGAUCAGCAACCUGAGCCGAGAGGGCAGCGUGAGCCUGCAGGUGGCAGUUCUAGGUUCUGACCCUUACAUCCACGUGAAGGGCUACGAUGCUGGGUGGAUCCAGCUGGUGUGCAGGUCGGUGGGAUGGUACCCAAAGCCUUGGGCUGAGUGGAGAGACCCUCAAGACAGAGUGCUUCCAUCCCUGUCAGAGGCCCAUACUCUGGAAGAAGCAGGACUCUUCCGAACAGCAGUGUCCAGCAGAGUCAGGGACAGCACUCUGGGGAAUGUGUCCUGCGUCAUCCACAGCGCAGCCCUGGGUCAAGGCAAGACAGCGGUCAUGGUCAUUGCAGCUCCAUCUCUGGGGAGAGUCUCCUCCUCCACGGUGGCACUUGCCGUGGUCCUGUCUGUCCUGGCCCUUCUCCUCGUGGCAGGCACUUAUCUCAUCUGGAAGCAAAGAAGAACAAAAGAGAAGCUUCUUUAUGAACAGGCGAUGGAGGUAGAGAAUCUUCUCUCGGAUCAUGCAAAAGAAAAAGGAAGACUCCACAAAGGCCUCAAGAAACUCCGGAGUGAACUGAAGUUGAAGAGAGCUGCAGCAAACUCAGGCUGGAGAAGGGCCCGCCUGCACUUCGUGGCCGUGACCCUAGACCCGGACACAGCGCAUCCCAAACUGGUCCUGUCGGCGGACAGGAGGUGUGUGCGGCUCGGAGAGCGAAGGCAGCCGGUGGCCGACAACCCGCAGAGAUUUGACUUCGUUGUCAGCGUGCUGGGCUCCGAGCGCUUCACGGCCGGCUGCCAUUACUGGGAGGUGGGUGUGCAAGACAAGACCAAGUGGAUCCUGGGGGUGUGCAGCGAGUCGGUGAGCAGGAAGGGGAAGGUCACCGCCUCACCCUCCAACGGACACUGGCUGGUGCGGCAGAGUCAGGGCACCCAGUACGAGGCGCUCACGUCCCCGCAGACCUCCUUCCGCCUGAAAGAGCCCCCGCGGUGCAUAGGCAUCUUCUUGGACUACGAUGCCGGCGUCCUCUCCUUCUUCAACGUGACCGACAGAUCCCACCUCUUCACCUUCACGCAUGCUUUCUCGGGCCCUCUGCGUCCUUUCUUUGAGCCUUGCCUGCACGAUGGAGGGAAAAACACGGCACCUCUGGUCAUUUGUUCCGAACUCCAGACAUCAGAGGAGCCCAAAGGAAAAGGCCAUGCGAAUGGAGACGUGUCCCUUAAGGUGGACCCUUCCUUACUGCCCCCUCAAGCCGCAGAGCCCUUUCCAUUCCGGGAUGUGGUGCUGCCCUGGCCCUCUGACCUCGGACCUGCCCUGCAGGGGCUCAGGGCACCAUUCCUUUAG
This is a messenger RNA of Echinops telfairi (small Madagascar hedgehog), 1695 nucleotides long. It is a transcript of the gene ERMAP, whose product is annotated as erythroblast membrane associated protein (Scianna blood group). The transcript is spliced from 11 exons. Gene Ontology annotation, biological process: T cell receptor signaling pathway; regulation of cytokine production. Gene Ontology annotation, cellular component: external side of plasma membrane. Gene Ontology annotation, molecular function: signaling receptor binding. The record is from RefSeq and is a predicted model, not a curated record. NCBI's taxonomy places the organism in Eukaryota, Metazoa, Chordata, Mammalia, Afrosoricida, Tenrecidae. Bases 1 to 1695 code for a protein of 564 amino acids.